Molecule: messenger RNA, 439 nt
Organism: Amoebophrya sp. A25
Lineage: Eukaryota; Dinophyceae; Syndiniales; Amoebophryaceae
Source: the annotation of a GenBank genome assembly
AUGUGCCGCCAUAAUGAGUCCAACUCUGGAGUCGAGAAACCAAUCGUCAUCACAUUUACCUUGACUGUUCCUGCUGACCUUGGCUUCCUAAAAGAUCGCUCUGGCCAGUCUCUGACGCUGCAACAGGCGUUAGAAGCUCUUCAAGCAGGAAUAGAGCCGCGAGACUUCUUUGUGAGUCAAGACUUUGAAGUGGAAUGUAAUUAUGAAUCCGAGGGGAGCGUCAAGCUGCUCAGAAAGUUCCAUCUCCGAUUGGAAUUCGAGAAAGACCGUAAUGUCAACCUCAAGCUCGGGGUUGUAGAAGCUUCUGGUGCAUAGAGCGUUGCAUGCGAGAACACAUUCACAGAAGUAGUAGAAGUUGCAGACAUGACAUGUACCAUUUCACUUUUUCUUACUCACAUCGCGGUCGUCUUGUUGGCUUGCGAUGGUGCCUGUGGCCCAU